CGGAGGGUGGUUACAGUUGGGUAGUGUGGCAACGGGUAGUUGUGUUUAUCAAUGCCGGAGGAGGCAGGAGGGAGAGGGAGAGAGGUUCGGCAUGGCGGGUCAACAUUGAGUGUGGCGCAGCGUCGGAGGCGCGGAGAGGACGAGUGUGUUCGGUGGAGAGCGCGGAGACAGGCAGGCGUUGAAUAUAUCGAGCAAAUGUUGAGAGGGGAUAUUGAGGAGAGAGGACGUGGCAUUGGGUGUGGCGAGAUUAACGGGAAGGGAGAGCCGAGUGUGAGGAGGCUAAAUAUAGGCGGUUGAUCCCUUUUUGACAGUCGCAUUUCCCUCUUUCGUUCCUUCCUCUCUUUCCUCCGUCGCCCUUCAACAACCCCUUCGGAUCGUCGCGCACCGAAGCCAGCACAAGCCAGACGAGCACAAGUCCUUUAGCAUCCACUCCUUCCAACCGACGACGACGACGACGACCCUCUCCACGAUGGUCCGCUCCUCGCCCCUCUCCCUCCUCGCCCUCGGCCUCGCAUCCUCACAAGCUCCCUCCGCACUCGCUCAAUCCGCCGGCAGCAUUGAGCAGGUCGGCUCCACUCUCGUCUCUGCAAUGAUGAUGUUCCUUGGGAACGAGGAGAAGCUGUACAUCCUCGACAAGGCAGAAGGCAACGCCGAGCAAGUCAACGGCCAUCCUGCCUGGGCUUCAGUAUGGGACAUCAACUCCAAAUCCGCGACGGUCAUGGACAUGGAGACCAACCCCUUCUGCGCCGCCGGUAUGCACCUCCCGAACGGUUCCUUCGCCACCUUCGGCGGCAACGGCGCCAUCACCACAGGCGGCAACAUCGGCGACGACUUCCCCGCCGGCGCCGGGUCCGCUUACUGGGACUCUACCUACCAGGACUACGACGGCACGAAAGCGAUUCGAAUCAUCAACCCCUGUUCGUCAAGUAUCUCCGACACGGACCUUAACACGGAUUGUACGUGGUACGACUCCCCUACGGGACUGCAGAUGCAGAAACAUCGGUGGUAUCCCGCGGCUGAACCCCUCGCGGACGGGAGCGUCGUGCUCGUCGGUGGGUUCGUGAACGGCGGGUAUAUCAAUCGUAAUACGCCGAAUACGGACCCGGAGUACAGUAACGGCGCAGCGGAGCCGACGUACGAGUUUUAUCCAUCCAAGGGGGACGCGGAGGUGAUGCAGUUCAUGAUCAAGACGUCCGGCCUGAACGCAUACGCGCACACGUAUCUCAUGCCUUCCGGGCUCAUGUUCGUCCAAGCGAACUAUUCCACCAUCCUCUGGAACUAUACCGCGAACACGGAAACGACCCUCCCAGACAUGCCUGACCAGAUUGUCCGCGUCUAUCCCGCGUCCGGCGCAACGGCCAUGCUUCCCCUCACUCCAGCUAACAACUACACCCCUACGAUCCUCUUCUGCGGCGGGUCGGACAUGACGGACGAUCAAUGGGGGAACUACUCCUUCCCUAUGAUCGACACGUUCAAUUACCCCGCCUCCACCGACUGCCACACCAUAACCCCCGAACCCACCGACGGUUCCGACCCCGUCUACGUCCAAGACGACGACCUUCCCGUAGGCCGCACGAUGGGUCAAUUCAUCGCGCUCCCCGACGGCACCAUGCUCGUCAUCAACGGCGGCGCGAACGGGACCGCAGGCUACGCAGAGCACACCGCCGAAACGCUCUCCUACAGCGACAUGCCAUAUGGAAUGUCACUCUGCGCCGCACCAGUCCUCCAACCCGCGAUCUACGACCCUUCCCAACCUCUAGGCAGCCGCUGGUCCACCGCCGGACUCGCAUCCUCCACCAUACCCCGAUUAUACCACUCCAGCGCAAUGCUCAUGCCCGAUGCUUCCGUCUUCAUCGCCGGUUCGAACCCGAACGUCGACGUCAAUCUCACUACCUAUUUCCCAACAACCUACGAAGCCGAAAUCUUCUACCCCCCCUAUUUCGCCGCCACAACCCGACCUUCACCCCAAAACAUACCCUCCAAACUAACCUACGGAGGUUCCUACUUCGACAUCCUCGUCCCCGCCUCGUCCUACUCCGGCACCGCCAACGACGCCGCCUCCAACACCUCCAUCUGGCUCAUGCGCGGCGGGUUCACCACGCACGCCAUGAACAUGGGUCAACGCGCACUCCAGUUGAAUAACACGUACUCAGUGCAAUCCAAUGGAAGUAUCAUUCUGCACGUCUCACAACCCCCGCCUAAUCCGAAUUUAUUCCAACCCGGCCCGGGAUGGUUAUAUGUCACCGUGAACGGGAUACCUUCCAAUGGGACUUACGUCCUCGUCGGUUCCGGAUCCAUCGAAACGCAACCUACCUCCGCCGUCGUCUCCCUUCCCACCUCCGUGCGCCUCGAUUCCGCGUCGGGCACCGCGGACGGCAGCGAUACCGGUUCGAGUGAUUCGAGUGGGGGGAGUACGAGUCAUACGGGGGCGAUUAUAGGAGGGAUCGUGGCUGCGAUCGCGGCGGUGGGUGUUCUAGGCGCGAUAUUUGGGAUAUGUUUAGCGAGGAGACGGAGGGCGGCGGCGCAGGCUGCGGGAGAGAAGGGAGGGUAUGCGAUGCGUUCGACUUCGCUUGCUUCUUCUGGCGGUGGCGCGGGGGCGGGGUACGCUGCAGGAGGGAUGGCAGGGGGGGCGAUGGCGGGGAGGGGAGCGGGAGGAGGUGGGAUUAGGACGAGCGAGAGUAGUGCGUUUGUGCCGUUACAGGGAAAUAUGUCCACUGCGUCCUUGAACUCGCCGUACCAGGAUAACGAUCCGUACUCCGGGGGUGCACCACAUGGGGGACAGGGACAGCAGGGGGCACAGAGGUUUGGGGACGAAGAUGGGAGGGAGACACCGUUGAGCUAUUAUGGAGGGACGAGGAGCGGGGAGUUUGAUCCGUAUUAUGGAGAUAAUGCGCAGAGGAUGAGUACGAGUCAGGGGCCGCCGAGGUAUUAGCGAGCGUAGCGAGCGUGUGUUGAGCGUGGGGCGAGCUGCGGGGUGAGCGAGCUGAUCUGUGGAUAGGGAGGGGAAUGGACUGUGAGUUUGGGGAGAUUGGGUGGUUGGUUGGUUGGUUGGUUACGAUGGACGGACGAUUUCAAUUACUUUUACAAGUCUUUUGAUUUUGAUUGAUUUUGAGCUUUGAGGCGGACCUGAUCUGAAUUUCUGAAUUUUUUGUUUUUGUUUUCUUUCACUUACUUUUACUUUUACUUUUCUCAACACUUGCUCUUUGACCAUACCCUACAUACCAUCUUCCAUUUUUUUGAUCCAUUCAUUCAUUCGUUCGUUCAUUUAUUCAGACCAGAGGCAGAGGCAGAGGCAGAGGCAGAGGCAGCUAUCCUACCAAUCUAUCUGAAUCACAAUCCAAUCCAAUCAUGAUGCAUAUGCUCAGGCGUUCCAGCCGUCCUCCGAUCGUCCUCGUACCCCGUCACACUCGCCACUGCCCACCCACUUCGCACAUUCGGUCGUUACCCUUUUCGCGCGCACACACACACACACACACACACUCGUAAUACUUACUGUCGUUCACUGCUACCUACGCUUGCUUUUGGUGUUACCGUUACUCGAACCCUUACCGUUAUCUCCACACGCUUCACGCAUAUCAACUCAUUCAACUCAUCCCACUCAUACCAUCCGUCGCACUCCAAUCCAUCACAUCCCCCCUCCCGACGUUCACUUCAACGUUCACACCUGCGCAUACAUCCAUGAAUUUAUCCAUUAUCUUCAUAUCCUCCAUUAUCUUCAUAUCCU
Stereum hirsutum FP-91666 SS1 is the source of this 3724-nucleotide messenger RNA. Its product is annotated as DUF1929-domain-containing protein. The record is from RefSeq and is a predicted model, not a curated record. The coding region runs from base 470 to 2932 and encodes 820 amino acids. Lineage: Eukaryota; Fungi; Basidiomycota; Agaricomycetes; Russulales; Stereaceae. The transcript is spliced from 3 exons.